CUUGACUCUAUGGAUUUGCUCAUUUCUUUCCCUUUAUUUUUUUUCAUCUAUUCCCACCAAGGAGUCCCCAGCCCCAGAUGUCGGAAGAGGAGGGGGGCUGAAACUUCAGAUCUCUGGAGGAAAGGUUGCAGGCGAUGAAGAGGAAGAGCAGCUGAAGGAGAAGCUCUGGUAAAUAGGAUCUUUUGCCUUUUGGAAAAUGUAUUUACUACACCCCUUGGCAAGCCCCUCGGAAAGAACAGAACGUGUUAGCUUCCAGAGAUGAACACAUCCUCUCGGCUGUAUGUUUCUGAACUAAACCUGAGUGUCUUUGGUAGCAACUUUACUUUGCCUACUGUCAAGAGCAAGUCAUCACCAUGUGAGCAAGUGGCCAUUGCAACUGAAGUAUUCCUAAUCCUGGGCAUUGUAAGCCUCCUUGAAAACAUCUUAGUUAUAUGUGCAAUAGUUAAGAACAAGAACUUGCAUUCACCCAUGUAUUUUUUUGUUUGCAGUUUAGCAGUGGCUGACAUGCUAGUUAGUGUGUCUAAUGCUUGGGAGACCAUAACGAUAUACUUAAUAAACAAUAGACACAUCAUUAUGGAAGAUGCCUUUGUCCGUCAUAUAGACAAUAUCUUUGAUUCAAUGAUCUGCAUAUCUGUGGUGGCUUCCAUGUGCAGUUUGCUGGCUAUAGCAAUAGACAGGUAUAUCACUAUCUUCUAUGCCCUGCGUUAUCACAACAUCAUGACAGUGAAAAGAUCAGGGCUUAUUAUUGCAUGCAUCUGGACCUUUUGCACAGGCUGUGGCAUUAUCUUCAUUCUUUAUUAUGAAUCAACUUAUGUGGUCAUUUGUCUCAUCACUAUGUUUUUUGCCAUGUUGUUUCUCAUGGUCUCGCUGUACAUACACAUGUUCCUUCUGGCUCGUACUCAUGUGAAGAAAAUUGCUGCUUUGCCAGGGUACAACUCUGUCCGUCAAAGAACCAGCAUGAAAGGAGCCAUCACUCUGACUAUGCUUCUUGGCAUCUUCAUUGUUUGCUGGGCUCCAUUCUUCCUUCAUCUCAUCCUGAUGAUCUCCUGCCCUCAAAACCUCUACUGUGUUUGCUUCAUGUCUCACUUCAACAUGUACCUCAUUCUCAUUAUGUGCAACUCAGUGAUCGAUCCCCUGAUCUACGCCUUCCGUAGCCAGGAAAUGAGGAAGACCUUCAAAGAGAUAAUGUGUUGCUAUAGCCUGAGAAUGGUCUGUGGGUUAUCAAACAAGUAUUAA
Molecule: messenger RNA, 1236 nt
Organism: Acanthisitta chloris (rifleman)
Lineage: Eukaryota; Metazoa; Chordata; Aves; Passeriformes; Acanthisittidae
Gene: MC5R
Product: melanocortin 5 receptor
Exons: 2
Coding region: 259-1236 (325 amino acids)
Biological process (GO): G protein-coupled receptor signaling pathway
Cellular component (GO): membrane
Molecular function (GO): melanocortin receptor activity
Source: RefSeq, a predicted model, not a curated record